AGUACCUAAGUUUUUGGGUAGGAGGCUCAUGUUAUUAUUGCCUGAAUAUAUUUGAAAACCUUUUGCUUACUAUAUAUAGGAAGUAACUAUAAACACAACUGCUGUGGGAGUUCAGAAGAACGAGGACACAAUGAAGGCUAGAUUGUUGAGGAAAGCUUUUCUAGAGGAACUGGUGUCACUGUCACAAGUCCAGGGCUGAAAAAUCACCCCCACAUCCCAACAUGUGCCCUGCAAAAGCAGUACAAUGUUAUUUCCUUGCUGAAUUUAGAGGCACCCUUUGGCUUCUGGUGGAGCUGCUCUCCUCUCAGCCAGACCUCCACUUGGCCUCUUUCUCCUGACGCUAUCCACACUGUCCCAUAACGCGCCUGGCAUGUGGCACACCGCCUCCCUCAGCAUCUCUUCUCUGAAUCUACCGUUCCUUUCUCAGGAGCAGCCCUGCAAGCCUGCGCUUGCACUCUAUCCCGCCUUAUGAAGGUCUGAGCUCCUUGCCUCUCCGGUUAGCCCAUUCUGCAGAGCCUUGAGCGCCGAGUGAAUUCAACUGUGUCCUCGGGAGUUAGGGCGAGAUGUGGUUCCAUUUUUAGCCACAGUGCUCUCUUCAUUAGAUUUCAGAGAAGCCAGACUAGGAUUUUCCCCCAGCCCUGAGCCCUAAGCAAAUGCAGGAUCUCCUUGGGAAACUCCCUCCCCUCCUCUGCUCGCUCCCCUCGGGAGGCCGGUGUCUGGUGCCCAGCUCGAGGGAGCAGGCAAUGGGGGCGGGCCAGCCAGACAGGCUGCCCUCCCCGCAGUGACGUCCCCGGGGGCGGAAGGGAUACUGGCUGGCUCCGCGCCCUCCCGGCCUCGUCCGGGUGUCGGUCCGUGGGUCCUCCGGAGAUGCUGCUGUUGCGGUGGCAGUUGUGCACACCGCUGAAAGUCUACCGGCUCCACCGCUGUAGCGUCCAAGUGUCUGAGGGCGCACAAGAGCCAGGACAUGCAGCUGAGAGCGGCGCUGCAGGCCGUGUUGCUGGCCGCGCUGCUGGCGGGGCUCCGAGGGGCUACGGGUCGCCUGCUAAGUGGGCAGCCCAUCUGCCGAGGAGGAACACAGAGGCCUUGUUAUAAAGUCAUUUACUUCCACGAUGCUUCUCGAAGACUGAACUUUGAGGAAGCCAGAGCAGCCUGCCAGAGGGAUGGGGGCCAGCUAGUCAGCAUUGAAUCUAAAGGUGAACAGAGACUGAUGGAAAAGUUCAUUGAAAACCUCCUGGCAUCUGAUGGUGAUUUCUGGAUUGGGCUCAGGAGGCACGAGGAGAAACAAAACAACAGCACAGCCUGCCAGGACCUUUACACUUGGACCGAUGGCAGCAUAUCAACAUUCAGGAACUGGUAUGUGGAUGAGCCUUCCUGUGGCAGCGAGGUCUGUGUGGUCAUGUAUCAUCAGCCAUCAGCACCCACCGGCAUCGGGGGCCCCUAUAUGUUCCAGUGGAAUGAUGACCGAUGCAACAUGAAGAACAAUUUCAUUUGCAAAUAUUCCAAUGAGGAAUUAACAGCUCCUUCUAUGGAGCCAGGAGGUGAAAGAACAGAGCCAGCCACACCUAUACUUCCAGAAGACACAGAGAAAGAGGAUGCCAAAAAAACCUUAAAAGAAAACAAAGAAGCUGCCUGGAAUGUUGCCUACAUCCUAAUCCCCUGCAUUUCCCUUCUCUUCCUCCUUGUGGUCACCACAGUUGUAUGUUGGGUUUGGAUCUGGAGGCAGAGGAAUCAGGAGCAGACCAGCCCCAGCACAAAGGAGCAGCACACCAUUUGGCCAUCUCCUCACCAUAGACCGGACCUGGAGGUUUACAACAUCAUACGAAAACAAAGUGAAGCUGAUUUAGCUGAGACCCGGCCAGACCUGAAGAACAUUUCAUUCCGAGUGUGUUCGGGAGAAGCCACUCCUGAUGACAUGUCUUGUGACUAUGACAACAUAGCUGUGAGCCCAUCGGAAAGCAGAUUCAUCACUCUAGCGAGCAUAGAGAGGGGUUUUGUGACCAAUGACAUUUACAAGUUUUCUCCCAACCAAAUGGAGAGGAGCAAGGAGUCUGGAUGGGUGGAAAAUGAAAUAUAUGGUUAUUAGGACACAUGAAACACACUUAAACUUACAAGAAUGGGAGAGAAAGAGAAGCAAAAUUAUUCUAUUUUCUAUAAGGAAAACACUCAUAAGGCCUAUGAAAGUGCUGUUACCAAGUCCUGGAAGGUGAGCAUGUGAUCCCAAAUAGCCCCUAUUGAAUUCCCAAGUUGUGGCUAUAUUCCUCUUUCUUGGCCUUUCACCCAGGCCUAUCUUGUGAGAAAGCACCUUGCCCAGGGUCUGGACAUAGUAGAAAAUAAAUGUCAGUUGGUUGAUCAUAGCCAGCAUGCAAGGGACAGCACUUUCAUUGACAGGGAUAAGGCUGUGGCUAUGGGACUUGGGAUACCCGUCCCAGGUUCCGUUUUUCUUCCCAGCCCAUGUACUCACAGAGAGGCAGGAAUCACAGCAGAUUUCAAAGCCUACUUGUGGUAGCAUCCGGCUGGCCUGCACAUCAGCAAUGCUUGUAUCUGAUUUUUUCAAAGAAUCAAAUCAAAUCAAAAGCAGGAAGCAAAAUGUUAGUCAGUCUGUGUCUGCAGCCCUUCCUCUGCAUGUGGCCUCGUGGGACCUUUUUUCUUCCUCCUGACAUCCCAACUUGGAAAUACUUUAGAAACAAAAAUGAAAUUUGGCUUCCAGGCUUAUUUGUGUUCAAGCCCUGACACUGCACAUUGUUCUGUUGGUGUGUUUGUUUUAGUGCAGCAUCAACACAAUGUUGCUAAUAAUAAUGACGAUGAUUCUUCUCUUUUGUUUUAGGAACCUAUUUCCAAUACUUUUGGACUCAAAUCCAGAGAAAGGUUUCAUGGCCUCACACCAGUCAUCUACCAUUUAAAGGUCUGAAGGCCAUUAUUUAAAUCACCAGCAACCUCUCUCUAUCAGUUUAAUAUUAUUUUAACAAUUCCUCAUAUAUAUUAUUUUUAGAGUUUGUAGCUUUGCCUCACAUGUGGAUCCCCAAACAAGAUAAAUUAACUAGUCAGGGCUGCAUCGAACACAGUGGAUUGUAACCACUGCCCAGUGACCUGUCCUGCUGGGGGGUGGGGGCAGAGAACAGGGUGGACACAAAAGCAUCAUUUAUGCCUGCUUCAGGGAAGUGUAUUUGGUGGAGUUACCACAUUUCAAGCAAAAAUGGUGACCAUGUGGUCUGAAGGACUAAUUCGUUGCUCUGAAAUGAAGUCCCCAUCUUGCUACACACAUCUUGGCUCUGUGAUCUGUCCCUUUAUCCUCCCCUGUGACCCUCGACUCUGGCCACUAAUAGCUGAGAACCCCAGGAGGGCAGAGGUCCCAUUGGCCCUAUCAGCACUGUACCUCCUACACCCUUGCUCUAUGCAAGACAGCACCUUGCACAGAGUAGACAGUCAACACUGGUUGAAUGGAUGAACAAUUCAUCUUUCAGACUGAUCUAAAAUAGCCUAAAUAUUUCAAAAGUUCAUAGGACCUGUUUUUCACACUCCACCUGGGUGAGGGUGGUAACUGAGUUAUUUUAGUUUGAAUAACACUCCUGCUAACAGAGGAAGACAGAAGAGUAGUGACAAGUAAACAGAGCUGGUGAAUUGUUAACAACUUGCUUUAAUUAUGUCACUUAAACAUGAAAUGAGGACCCAUUCUUAAGGUUGUAAUUUCAGUGACCCUUUCAGCAUCUUGUCUUUGUCAUUCAGGUGUUAUCUGCACUGGAACCCACAGAUUUCUUCCUUCUGGAUUUGCAUGUAGCCAGCCCUACCCUGCAUUUAGAUUAUUCAAUUUCUUUUCCUCCUUGGAUUCACUAGCCUGAAUUUAUCCAACUCCAUUGCUAUCUCUAAUAAUUGUGCUUCACUUAUUUAACAAACUUUUAUCAAAUGUUUUUGUUCAAAUUGAACAUCUAGUUUAUCUAGUUAUCAUUUAAAAAUUAAUAAACCCAUUUUGUCAUUUAAAAACCCAGGCUUUCUCCCCACCCCCCAACUCUGAUACACACAAGAGAUGAAAUGUAUCUAUCAAAUAAUUCCUUGGGUCUAUCCACUUAAAAAGAAUUUAUUGAGUAUCUACUCUGUGCCAUACACUGUGUUAGAUGUGGCACACAGGCCAAGGCUUGAAUAAGUUGGGUUGAACAAUAGGUUACAUACUUUUCUCAACAUGCUAGCUAGAAAGACUUUUUUCCCCUCAUGUUAUUUCUUCAUUCUUUUAUUCACAAAGUUUAAUUAUACCUACUUUGUGUCAGGAAACAUGCUAAAUGCUAGGCAUGUGAUGAUAAAUAAGGCAGACAUAGGCUCAUCUCAUGGAGCUUGCAUUCUAGUGAGGAAAGAAGACACAUCAAAACAUAAAUGAGUAAAAGAGAAUUUGCUAUAAUUUGUUUUUAAUUGUGUGCAACUCUUUCUACUCUCCUUCCCCUUCCUUUUCUUUCCUGACUGUUCCUGGACACUUCAGUCCUAAAGCUAUUAGGUAGACCAGAGGGAGGUAGGCAUCCAUGUCCAGGAGGGUGCAGGGACUUGGUAGUUCCUGAUUGGGUACCAGGCACGAACAGGGUGAGAAAGGUGUCCAUACAGAGGGCAUACCUGGCUCAGAUGUGGCCUGAGUAGGUGAGGAGGCCAUCCACGCAGAGCAUGGGGCAGCAGCCACAGUGGGAGGUUGGUUGCACAAAGGGGAAUUGGCAAAAUAGGUAAGCAUACUAAGGGUAAGAAGUGCCAGGUGUAGUGCUAUCAGAGAUGAAAG
Phyllostomus discolor (pale spear-nosed bat) is the source of this 4750-nucleotide messenger RNA. RefSeq names its product layilin (gene LAYN). Bases 965 to 2083 code for a protein of 372 amino acids. Gene Ontology annotation, molecular function: hyaluronic acid binding. The record is from RefSeq and is a predicted model, not a curated record. The transcript has 7 exons. Lineage: Eukaryota; Metazoa; Chordata; Mammalia; Chiroptera; Phyllostomidae.